Urocitellus parryii (Arctic ground squirrel) is the source of this 3436-nucleotide messenger RNA. It is a transcript of the gene Nt5dc3, whose product is annotated as 5'-nucleotidase domain containing 3. Lineage: Eukaryota; Metazoa; Chordata; Mammalia; Rodentia; Sciuridae. The record is from RefSeq and is a predicted model, not a curated record. Gene Ontology annotation, molecular function: 5'-nucleotidase activity.
GGUCCCGCCGCGCCACUCGCAGCGCGGCAGCCUCAGGCAUGACCACUGCGGCGGCGGCGGCGGCGGCGGUGGCCCGCGGGGCCGGGGUGAGGGCGGCGGCCGUGGCGGCCCUGUGGGGCGGUGGCGGCGGGACUGCGGCCGGAAGGCGGCCGCGCUCGGGCCCCGCUCGGCCCUUGUGCACCGCGCCCGGGACCGCCCCGGACAUGAAGCGCUACCUGUGGGAGCGCUACCAGGAGGCGAAGAGGAGCACGGACGAACUGGUUCCUUCGAUUAUGAGCAACUUGCUGAAUCCAGAUGCCAUUUUCUCCAACAAUGAAAUGAGCCUGUCGGACAUCGAGAUCUAUGGCUUCGAUUACGAUUACACCCUGGUGUUCUACUCCAAGCACCUCCACACCCUGAUAUUUAAUGCCGCUCGGGACCUUCUCAUCAACGAACACCGGUAUCCCGUGGAAAUCAGGAAAUACGAGUACGACCCCAACUUCGCCAUCCGCGGACUGCAUUACGAYGUGCAGCGGGCAGUGUUGAUGAAGAUUGAUGCUUUUCAUUACAUCCAGCUGGGGACUGUCUACAGAGGCCACAGCGUGGUCCCCGAUGAGGAAGUCAUUGAAAUGUACGAGGGGUCCCACGUGCCCCUGGAGCAGAUGAGCGACUUCUACGGAAAGAGCUCCCACGGCCACACCAUGAAGCAGUUCAUGGACAUCUUCUCCCUGCCGGAGAUGACCCUGCUGUCCUGUGUGAACGAGCACUUUCUGAAGAACAAUAUCGACUACGAGCCCGUGCACCUGUACAAGGACGUCAAGGAUUCAAUUCGGGAUGUUCACAUCAAAGGGAUAAUGUACAGAGCAAUCGAAGCAGACAUUGAAAAGUACAUUUGCUAUGCUGAGCAGACCCGUGCAGUGUUGGCCAAACUGGCUGAUCAUGGCAAGAAGAUGUUUCUCAUCACCAACAGUCCCAGUAGCUUUGUGGACAAAGGGAUGAGGUAUAUUGUUGGGAAAGACUGGAGAGAUCUGUUCGAUGUGGUCAUAGUUCAGGCCGAGAAGCCAAACUUCUUCAAUGAUAAGCGGAGACCUUUCCGAAAGGUGAAUGAGAAAGGUGUCUUACUCUGGGAUAAAAUCCACAAGUUGCAGAAAGGCCAGAUUUACAAGCAGGGCAAUUUGUAUGAAUUUUUGAAGCUCACUGGGUGGAGAGGCUCCAGAGUGCUGUAUUUCGGGGACCACAUAUACAGUGACCUGGCGGAUUUGACCCUGAAGCAUGGCUGGCGGACUGGUGCAAUUAUCCCCGAGUUAAGGUCGGAGCUCAAAAUCAUGAACACGGAGCAGUACAUUCAGACCAUGACCUGGCUGCAGACCUUGACUGGCUUGUUGGAGCAGAUGCAGGUUCACAGAGAUGCUGAGUCGCAGCUGGUCUUGGAGGAGUGGAAAAAGGAGAGGAAGGAGAUGAGGGAGAUGACCAAGAGCUUCUUCAACGCCCAGUUCGGAAGCCUGUUCCGCACAGACCAGAACCCCACCUACUUCCUGAGGCGCCUGUCGCGGUUCGCGGACAUCUACAUGGCGUCUCUGAGCUGCCUCUUGAACUACGACGUCAACCACACCUUCUACCCCAGGAGGACUCCCCUGCAGCAUGAGCUGCCCGCGUGGUCCGACAGGGCCACCACCUCCAGGGCUCCCCUCCUGCAGGAGGCGCAGGCCAAGUAACCCUGGCCCCUGGGGAAAGGGCCAGAAGCAGCCUGGCCCCCACCGUGUCCACUGGAUGGGGUGGACUCUGGGUGGGCCCAGUGGCUUUCUGAAGAGACACGAUAGGCUUUUGAUGUGUUUUGCACCUARAGGACAGGACUCCCCAGGCUGAGAGGAGCCUGCCACCCACUGGUGCGCCUCCCUUCUCUCCGGGCCUGGGCGUAGCUUGGUACUGGAAGUCCCACUCCGCCUUGUUCUCUAGGACCUGGAACUGACCUGGGUUAGGUGAGACCACUCSUGCCAGCAGGUCCUUUAGACGCUGCUCUGGCUCUUGCACCGUUUACCUUGGGGGCUGCAGAGCCUGAGGAUGCAUGGAGAUACCCCGUCGGCAGCAGGCAGACACUUCAGGAGCUGUUGCUGGCAGUAACCGCUGUGAGUGGCAGAGGUCCCUGAAUGGCAGGAUGCCCCGGUCUCUGGUCCUGAGGCUUUGGCGGGCCUUCCUGUGGUGGAUCGCGUCCAAGAGAACCCAGCCUCCUGGAAGGACUUAGAGGAGAAGGAACAAGAACACUGUCCUCAUUGUGUGCUGCUGUGACCCAGCCCAGGCCAGGCGAGGACAUCUGGUACAACAGGAGAUGGGAAUGAGGGCGAGGGCACUGCUCUGGCUACGGUCACCUUCCAGUUGGCCGCACCUCUGCCUACUGUCCAACGAGGCUGUGAGACAUCCGUGGGGCAGAAGAACCCCAGCCUUUGUGGGAGGUUCCCCAGACCCACAGGAAGCCCAGAAUCGCCGCCCUGAGCCCUGGUCUCCUGCACUUACUGAAGGAAAGAAACGGAAACAAGACAAGACCCUUGUGCUGAAGUCCUAUACCACAGCACCCCCAGGCUAAGCUGGAAUCUUGUUAGAGCAUGUUUCCAGAAACUGUCCUGCUCUGCGGGGGGACAGACAAGGUGGCUUYCUCUCUCGACAGCAACCACAUGGGAGAGGUGCCGCUUUGGCAGAGGAGAAGGAAGGGGCCUUCCCCAGCCACCUCCAGCCCUUGCUUAGUUCUGGUUCCUGCCCCGUUUGAGUGGCUCCGGAGUUCAGGUGGUUUCCUUUUGGUGGUUCAGGUGGGACAAGGUGAGAGACAUCGAAGUUAGUAGGAAGACCUGGGUCCUGAGCUGUUCUCAUUUCUAAGACUGAAGCAAAUGGCCAUGUUCUUCUCCUUACUUCCUCCCUCUGGAGGGAAGAACGCUUUAUUAAUCUGUCGUCGUAGCAUCUUUCUCUGAGCACCUCAGGGCUGUGCUGUUUUUAUUGCAGAUGCUUCUGGCCAGUGAUCUUGUCUAGUCUUGCUGGGAUUCAUCUUGGGAUCUUGCUCUUUAAAUCUGGAGAAUGGGCAGGAACCUGGGGGGCCUGUGGAGAGCACUUGCUCAUUUAGCAUGUUUAUGUAGGAAUCGUACCCGGCUGUUGAACACCCGCCUGGCAUUGCAUGGGCUUCCGCCAACAUGCAGGAGUCCAGUGAGUUACGUGGCACCCUCUGGCUCUGCUCAUUGUGAUGCGGUUUGACUUUGGUAUUUGGUUGUUUAACUGUCCUGGUGGAGGUGAUGCUUUAGACCCAGGUAGGCUUCUUUUCCUUCUGUGUUGUAGGAUGAACACUGUAGGGCACAGUCGUCUGACCCUCUUUUGGGACAGUGGGCGUGUUGUUGGUGUCWCCCAGGUGCUUCACCACCAGUGUUUUGGAGUCUGGCUUUUAAGGCAGCAAGUGAUGCUCAGAACUGCUCAGUUA